GGUGCCGUGUUCCGGUUGACAUGAAAAUGUAAAACUUUGGUUGACUUUUUGCGAAAUCCCAUCAUCUCCUUCUUCUCCUUAGCUCCUUAGCUCUCUUGUUCACUCAUCAUAGCAGCAAAGGAACGAUCUUCGUGUAGUCUGCAGCCUUUGAUCCACGUCGAGGCGACUGAGUCGAAGCUUCUUGGCUGAUCUCUACCUGGAUUCGCUGAGGAAAUGGAGGAGUCAUCAGGAUGUGAUUACGAAGUGUUUUUGAGCUUUAGAGGACUAGAUACUCGUACGGACAUUGCUGAUUACCUUUAUGUCAGCUUGGUUGAUGCUGGAAUUCGGGCAUAUAGGGAUGAUGAAGAGCUCCGUACCGGGGAAGAGAUCGGUGACCAGCUUCUCCAAGCAAUUGAGUAGUCAAAGAUCUCAAUACCAAUCUUUUCUAAAGGAUAUGAUAAUAGUGCAUGGUGCCUCAGGGAGUUGGUCAAGAUGGUGGAGUGCAAGAAAACAAGGGGACAAAAGAUCAUGCCCCUUUUCUAUGAUGUUGCACCAUCUGAGGUCAAAUACCAAAAUGAGCACUAUGGCAAUGCCAUUGUUUCUCAUUUAAACAAGAAGCGGUUCAAUGAUGAGACUAUCAACCACUGGAAGGCUGCUCUUAAAGAGGUUGGAGACCUAAAGGGAUGGGAUUUCCACAGCAUGCCAAACAGAGGCAAAGGUGAAUUCGUGAAAGAAGUUGUCAAUAAAGUUCUGACUGAGUUGAGAAUUGCCAACGUGGAAGUAUCCGAUUGCUUUGUCAAAGUAGACAAUGAUGUGGAUGAAAUCAUAAGGAUGAUAGGUUCACAGAACGAUGAAACAAAGAUUGUUGGAAUUCACGGUAUUGGUGGCGUGGGAAAGACGACUCUUGCCAUAUUUGUGUACAAUCAACUUUCUGAAUAUUUUGUUAAUAAUUGUUGCAUCCUUUAUGACAUACGAACACAAAACAUUACAGACUUGCAGAAACAGCUCAUAUAAAAAAUCCUUAAAAUGAAAUCGCCUGAUAUCAACAAUGUCAUGGAAGGGAAAGAGGUGAUCAAGAGAAGGUUGUGCUCUAAAAGAGUGCUUCUUCUACUUGAUGAUGUUAAUGAUGCAAGUCAACUUGAUGCGAUCAUGCAGAAGCGUGAGUGGUUUGGUAAGGGAAGCAAGAUUAUUAUUACCACUCAAGACCGGGGAAUUCUCAAAGUGCCUACACUUGUUGAUGGGGCUUACGAACUUGAUGGCAUGAAUUUUAAUCAUUCUUUGGAACUUUUUAGCAAGCAUGCCUUUAGAAGAGAUAAUCCCAUAAAACAAUACAACUCUCACUCUGAUAGAGCAGCAAAGAUUUGUGGCGGCCUUCCUUUAGCUCUAGAGGUCAUUGGUUCUCUUUUAUCUGGAAAAAGCAUAGAGGAGUGGGAUGCCAUAUUAAAGGAGCUAGAAAAAUUUCCUCAGGAGGAUG
Molecule: messenger RNA, 1453 nt
Organism: Eucalyptus grandis
Lineage: Eukaryota; Viridiplantae; Streptophyta; Magnoliopsida; Myrtales; Myrtaceae
Product: disease resistance protein RPV1-like
Exons: 3
Coding region: 472-993 (173 amino acids)
Biological process (GO): signal transduction; defense response
Molecular function (GO): ADP binding
Source: RefSeq, a predicted model, not a curated record